Linum trigynum is the source of this 4493-nucleotide messenger RNA. Lineage: Eukaryota; Viridiplantae; Streptophyta; Magnoliopsida; Malpighiales; Linaceae. The record is from the annotation of a GenBank genome assembly.
UAUUAGUUUUUUUAUUUUUAUUUUGGCAUAAAUGAUAUUGCGGCAUCUUUAGAAUCGAAGAGUAGGAGGAACAGGCAAAAGGAAAUACAAUUGGAAAUAAUAAAAUUGUUUGGGUUUCUUUUUCCUUGUAGUAAAGAAUGGUAAAAUUAGUAAAUUAUAGAUGAUUUUUUGGUGUUUUGCACAGUUCUCAUCACCACCUUUCAUCUUAUAAUUUAACUUCCAUUUUAUAGUUUACAAUAUUUAAAAAAUCUUCAAAUCCCUUUCAUUUACUUAUAUUUAUAUAUGUUUCGUUUAUCCAUAUUAAUUUUAGAAAUUACAAUUUACUAUAACCAAUUUUUUUUACUAUUUACUUUUUUACUAUAUCAUGAUAUGUUACACGUUAGACAGAUCUCACAUUGAAAAUAUACGAGAGAUAUCCAUUGUUCAUAAAAAUAAUACAACAUUUAUGAUAAGACGCAUUUUAGGAUAAAAUUGACGAGUUUUUGUUAGAACUAUGAAUUCAUGUGUACAAAUGUGGAGCAAUACUGCAAGGAUGCGUGGCCUCUUGCGAAGUCACUAUGAUAUGUACCCAAAAGAAAACAUGUGCGACGAUGCUAGAGAGGAGGACCAAAGCGGACAAUAUAUUAAUAAAAAAUAGGUUGAAAUAUUCAGUGGCGGAGCCAGACCAUUAGUGGGUAGGUCCCCGGACCCACCUUGGGUUUGGGCUAGGAAGGAGAAAAUAUAUAUGUUUUAUGGCGUACGUGGGCAGUGGGCUUUGGCCUUUCUUCCUUUGAGAAUUGUAGUGGGUUUCUUGAUUCUUCAAGCUAUUUAUUAUGCACAUAAUUUUAGUUAUUUUUCAUUUUCUUGUAUAUUUAUUAUGCACAUAGUGGGGUUCUGCUUCUGCCGCUUCCGCUUACGAACUCUCCUGACAAGGAAAUACCUAUUCCCUUAUCAUUGGUGAACAGUUCUUAAAAUAAAAAUUGAAAUCUCCUCUUGGACAAUCCAUUACAAGGCUAGGUUGCUAGAAUAAUCUAUUCUUAUUUCGAGAAGAAAGAAUUGGUUACUUGGAUUUCAAAAAAGCAAUGGCUAGAAUAAUCUAUUGCUAGUUGUUGACAGAGCAAGUGUUGAAAGAGGCUUUUUUGCAAUGAACUUCGUAAAGAACACACUUCGAAAUAGGAUGAGUGAUGAAAUCAUGAAUAAUUUUUUUGUUGAUUUAUUGAGAGCGGCAUUUUUGAUAGGUUGGAUUAUUGAAUGCAUUUUACAUACUUUUUCAGAAUAUGAAAACACAUGUGUCAUGUAUGUGUUCGUGCUUUCGCUUUUUUUUUUUUUUUGCAUUGUCAAAUCCUCCUAUUUCCUGAUUCGCAGAAAACAAUCGUGACAAUUACGUUAUAAAUUUAUUUUUAUCGUUGGACCCAUCUUAGCAAAAUUACUGGCUACGCCACUGGAGAUAUUAUGGGUGGUAUCAAAGUCUCUGUUCUCCCUUCUUGAGAUGGUUGGCCAAACCUCAACGUGUACGUUGAGUCCCAAAGGAAGGGUGUAUGUAAACACCUUAGACAAAUCUUACAUUGACAAAGCACGGGAGAUAUUUAUGGUCCAUAAAGAAUAAUCCAACCUUAGGUGACAAUACUUAUUUUGGGGUGAGAUGAAGAAGUUAUUGUAAGAACUUUGAAGUUAAAUUCUUUUUCCAAUGUAGAUCAUUGCAAGAAUGGGUGACCUCUUCGGAAGAUGGUGGUGCAAACUUCAACGAGGACGUUGAGUCCCAAGGUUCAUAAAGAGCUCAAUGUUGAGCAGUGCAAUGAUGGACGACCUCUUUGAACUCAUUAUGAUUCGCACCCAAAAGCAAAAUCGUGCAAGGCAGGUCCAUAGUGAACAAUAUCUCGGUGAAAAAACAAGGCUUGUGAUGUUAUAGUAUAGGUAUAAAACUUGAGUAGUGAAAGGAAGUAGGGAUGGCAGUAGAACCCGAAUCUGCCGGUAACCUAGCCGACCCAACCCGAUCAACGCGGGUAAAACCUGCUUUGACGGAUUGCGAAUCGAGUUCGGUUUAAACCCGCUACGCUUUUUGUGGGUUGGGUUUGGGUUUAGCCAUAUCAAACCCGUGGAUACCCGCACCCAAGUCCACACCCCGCACAACCCACGGAACCCUUAACUAAUUAACUAUAAUUUAUAAACUAAUUCCUCACACCUUCAAUCAAUAUUGUUUGUGGAUGUUUAUCUUUAAUAUUGAACAAUUAGUAAGAAUAAUUUGUGAGUUAGUGUAUAUGUAGUAGACAAUAGUAUUGAAAACUCGUGGAAUUGCAUCUGUGUACAUUAACCCAUGGGUACCCAUGAAUUCACGAAUACCCAAUGGGUUGGGUUUGAGUUUUCCAAAUCCAAUGGAUUUCACUCUGAUUUUCUGGUAGAUAAACCCAUGGAUUUGUGUUUGGGUUUGGCAUAAUCCGCCCCAACCCUGACCCAUUGUCAUCCCUAAAAGGAAGAGUGACCUAUUGAAGGUCACUAUGAUAUGCAUUCAAAAGCAAACCUGUGCUAUGGUAGACUAACAGUGGGUAAUAUGUUGGUGAGGAAAGAGUUGAGAUGUUAUAGUAUAGCUAUAAAACUUAAGCAGUGCAAUGAUGAGUGACCUAUUAAAAGUCCGUAUGAUAGGCAGUUGAAAACAAAAUCGUACAAACCAAAGUAACUAAUAUAUUGGUGAGGGAAUGAGUUAGAAUGUUAUAGUAUAUUUAUAAAACUUGAGCUAAUGUUUUUUUGAAAAAAAUAAUCCAUCUAUAAUGUGUCUCCUCAACUAUCAGAAACAUUUUUUCUUAUAAGUUCAGAAAACAUGAAGUUUAAUUUAUCAAAGGAAAAUAUGAGUUAACACUUAACAAUAAUAAUUGUAAGGAAAUACCCUGUCCCUGCCUCUGCCUAACUAACUUCCCAGUCGUCCGAUAAGAUCCCAAUCCAACGCACCAUACCCCUCCACGAUUCCCUCUUCCUGAUCCUUCGAUCCAACUACCUUCUCAUGGCUCACAACCCUCCACGAUCCCACUGUAUCUGCCGUCCGAUGGAUCAGAGAUCUGACGCCCGAAAACACCUCUCCAGUCCCUGCACAUUUCUUUUCCCCUCUGCAAUUUUUCUCAUUUCUGGGUUGGGUCUGCGUACCUGUUACAUUAAAGUCCCGCUUCUUUUCCUUUCAUCCUUUUCCUCAAUUGCUCCAUACAGUUUCAUUAGCUCCCGCCUCCCUUUUCGGUGUUUUACUUGUUUUCUAGCUUCGGUAGUAGAGGACAACGCAGCAACAAAAUGCAAGAACAAGCCACCAGUUCGGCUGCAGCCAAUUCUCUGCCUUCAAGCAGCGAGAGAUCCUCCAGCUCCGCUCUUCAGCUUGAGGUCAAGGAAGGAAUGGAGAGCGACGAGGAGAUCAGGAGAGUGCCGGAGUUAGGUGCGGGGGCUUCCGGGUCGGGUCGGAGCGCGGCGGUGGUGUCCGGGCAGGAACGAGCUCAUCAAGGUCCGGGAGAAGUGUCGAGGAAGCGAGGGAGAAGCCCAGCGGAGAAAGAGAACAAGCGACUCAAACGGUUGUUGAGGAACAGAGUAUCUGCGCAGCAAGCCAGGGAGAGGAAGAAAGCUUAUCUAAGCGAGCUGGAGACGAGGGUUAAAGACUUGGAGAAGAAGAAUUCGGAGCUCGAAGAGCGGCUCUCCACUUUGCAGAAUGAGAACCAGAUGCUUAGACAUAUACUGAAAAACACAACAGCUAGCAGGAGAGGAGGCAACAGUGCUGCGGAUUGAUGUGUUCUACGAGUUGAGAAUCUACAGUCCCUCAUUAACAAAUCAAAUGUGGAGAUUUCGUUUGCAUGGAGAGGAGGAAAUGUAAGGAAGCACAUACAUAGGCAUCUGUGUUCCGAUUCUGGUUGUGUGUAUGUAGAGGUAUUGACUAGUAAGGUUGAGUUGCUUGGUGAAAGUUAGAGCCGCGGCCAGAAUAUUGGGUGGUCACCGGAGGGUCGAGCUAGCGAUCAGUUCGGCUUAGACUCGAGACAUCGAUGGAGUGGCAGUAUUUGCCUGCAUCACCUUUUGCAGCAUGCCAGCCCAUGUGUUCUUACUCAUAUGAAACUGUCGCCAUUCUUGCUGCGCCUACCCCAUAUAAAUGAAGAGAGAGUAGAAUGUAUUGUUCACGAGGUGGUUCGUGUUCGAUUGCUGUUGUGUAGCUCAUUCCCAUAUGGGAUUGUGGUGGUAUUGCUGGAAAUGAGAAUGGGCGUUUGGCUCUCUUGUUUCUUUCGAUUGUCUCUGUACUCCGGCCCUAUCUAAUCGACAGAACGGAGAGAGAGCGAGAAAGGUUAUACAAUAUGCUCGACCGUUAGGGGAGGAUAUAAUGGGCUCGAAGAACGAGCAGAGCCGCGCAAGUAUCUAUUCGUAUAGGAGAGCGUUCUGAAACGAGGUUCUUGCUGGACUACGAAUUAUUCAAUGAUAUGGUCACUGUUCCGAAGAGGAUGGAUCAAUGUAUUGUCAUCUUCCACAAAUCUUUUGAUCAAUAACCGUGAGAGGGUGGG